AAUGUUGCCUCUGUACAACUUGGUCUUGUCUCCGUAAAAAAUCUUUGAUUGGUGUUCAAGUGCAUGGAUCGUGCAGCAAUUGAGAGAGAGAUUUGUUGUCCCUGAGACCCUAACCAAGUAAAUUGUAGUGAUUGUCAGGAACGCGUGUACGAAACAAAGGAGAAGACACUGCUCAACAGAUAUAUAGACCUCUUUCUGGAUGUCCCUUCAUGAAAGAUUGAGAACACUUUCAUGUUGCAUAAUUUUUAGGCCACUGGGCGAAAGAGAAGAGUCAGACGAAGGCAGAAGUGGCAACCUCGUGGGGAGAAACGACGGACGUUCUAAGAAAAUCAUUUCUUUGUAGAUAUAGACGUGAUGUCAUCACUCUAGUGAUCAUCGAUCACUUCUUCCAACUACGUUGUUAGUGUCAAGAUCUGAUGUAGUUCUCAAUGGAGUUUAAACUUUCCUAUGAAAUGAAGACUUUUUCGGAUAUCCUCCGGCUCUUUUUACCUUAGUUGGAAGGGUAGACUCAUUUACCACGUUUUCUCUUUCCUGACAACAACUUUUUUUACUCUCUUGCGUUCGCAUGUUUUGAUUUCAAGUACCCGCAUACUUUUCCGAUCGCUAACUCUAAUUUUAAUUUCUCGUGAUUGUUUGAUCUAUUUCUAUCUAUAUGUUAAAGUUUGAAUUUGACUCCUGCUUCCGCCUGUGUUGAUCCAUUGUAUCGUUCUACUGGGUAAAUACGAACCUUUUCCUCAUCGAUUUGAUAUCAGAUUUCCACCAUGCAAAGAUGGGUUCACGAGGCUUCUUCAACUCCCCAAGCUUCUUUGGAAGCAGGGUUCCGCCAGGGACUAGCAGUAGCAAUGGAGUGCGGACUUCGUCGUCUGGUGCUCCGACUUCACGUGCGGGGGACGACCCUGACGAUGAGCUCGGAAAGGAAGAGCAGGAGCGCAGGGAUCAGGCCUUAGCUGAGCGACUGCAACAGGAACAACAAGAUGAGGAGCUAGCAUUGAGAAUGCAGCGAGAGCAACAAGAGGAUACGCUUUUUCAUUAAGGGUUAGUUUCCACAUUACAUGCUCCACUCACAUCCUGGGCCUUUUACUUUGAAGAGGAAGAUAGUCUAUCUCGUGAUGUGUUGAGGAAUGUAAUGCUAAUGCUACAGCCUUUAACUCCAAGAAGCGCAUGGAGUUCGAGAUGGACCAGGGAUAUCCUCGUUCGGGCCGCAUCAGACAGCCAGCUCAAUGAUGCGGCCCAAUCAAGGGAUGAUGACACCUCAGUUAAGAACACCACAGUUAAGAACACCUCAUUUAAGAACACCUCAUUUAAGAACACCUCAGUUAAGGCUAGAAGUUUUUCAUUAGAAAUAUCGUUACAUGGGGUCCAGAGGCUUUUCAUGGGUGUUAGAAGCGGUUAAUCUCCCUCGUCUUUUUUGUCUCCACUGAGUAGGGAUAUCUUCGUAACUGAGGAGAAAGUGCUUGGUAGCCAAUAUUCUGCACACGAAGAUGCCUUUUCUUGGGAGAGUUCUAGAACUAGAAACCGCACUGCCUCCAAAUCUAAUACUAUCGGGACCAACAUUGAACGCAGAGACGCCAAGUAGUGCGCACGGUGCCCGAACGCAGAACGUUUAUAAUCCCUACGGUGGGACGAGUAUGGAGGAGGCUACUUCUUCUAGAGGAACAGCUGCGAGUCGAGGACCUAGUGCCAUGACGACUGGUAAUCAACACCAGCAUACUUCACCAUCUAUUCAAGGGGGAGCUCGAGGAGGUACUUCUUCAAGUAGCGCGACAAGAAGAGCAGCUUCUGGGUCUAGCACGGCUAGAGGGACAUCUUCAGACGACAUGGUUUAUGUGGCAUGCGAAUUCCAUACUGCGAACAUGACUGUAGAGAUGAUGGUCGAUACCGGUGCGCAAUCCAGCGUAAUCUCCAGACCCCUGAUGGAACAACUGAAAUUGGAGGGUCUAUUGAACAGGAGGAAACAGUUAAGGAAGACAUGACUAUACGGAUGUUCACAUACUUUUUUGGAAUGGAAAACGCAAGAAGUUGUUGAUCGUACUCGUAUUUUGUAUUUUGACAACUAAUGGUUAGUAGAUUUCGCUCUCUAAGUAACGGCGUAGCAGCUGGUGUGGGCACAGCGAAGAUAAUGGGUCACCUGGAGCGCGUGCCAGUCACAUUGGGGCACGUGGAGUUCACCUUGGACUUCGCUGUUUUGGAUGUGGCAGAGUCCUUGCUCAUGCUAGGUAUUGACCAGAUGCGCCGGUUCAAAUGCAUCGUGGAUUUAGAGCGCGACGUCUUGGUAUUUGGCGGACGAGAUGGGGUGGAGGUGCCGUUUCUCAUGGGGCAACCAAAGCCAACUGCGCGACUGGUGUUUGCACGCGGGGCCAGUGGGUCGGAGAAUCCUGGCGCAUGUGAACAGAUGUGAGCAGGGGUUGGCACUGUUGGCUAUGCAGAGACCUUCCCCUUCUCUCUGGAACAUACAUAUAACGCAACAGCCUUUGAUUAGGUUGCAUAGACACGCACGCACACUUGUCAUACUAUGGUUGUACGCUCAAGAAGACGAAACUCGUAAAGAAUGUUCAAGACGAAGAGGAAGUAUCAAGCUGUCUAAAGCCACCUAAGAAGUAUCGGUCUUCACAUAUAUGCGAAAUCGGUACUAGAGUGACAUCUACUAAACUGAUUUGACGCGGCUUGGACAUCUUCAUCAUCUUCAGCAGACGAUAUACAUUGCAAGAGUGAGUUAGAGCGUGAAAACAUCAUAAGUAAAGGUAUAUGAAGAUAGCUGCUGGUUACAUUACAGUAAUCCCCUUUGCCCCGAACUGAUCCUAUUCAUUGCUCGAUGUUUUGAGAGUCACUUUGUAGCCCCCACCUGUGUUGUUGUUCCCGACAGUUUUCACCUGAUCUUGCCCACGCAUUCUUUCUUCCAUCUUCUCGUAGUUUGUCAAUCUACCGCCGACACUCUCUUCACUAUGGUCAACCACCAGGCUCUUCCUGUGGCUAAAGUGCUCUCUCUAGCAAUAGACAUUGCUGGCGAAAUCGCCUAUUCAACGCAGGGAUUCGAAGACUCCAC
Molecule: messenger RNA, 3043 nt
Organism: Amoebophrya sp. A25
Lineage: Eukaryota; Dinophyceae; Syndiniales; Amoebophryaceae
Source: the annotation of a GenBank genome assembly